Messenger RNA from Mesorhabditis spiculigera, 1149 nucleotides. The record is from the annotation of a GenBank genome assembly. NCBI's taxonomy places the organism in Eukaryota, Metazoa, Nematoda, Chromadorea, Rhabditida, Rhabditidae.
AUGGGCAAUAUCGAGUCGGCCGCCGACGGGUCGUUGAGCCGACGCUCCUCACAACGAAAAAGCCGCUCGCCGUCCCCGAGUUCCCAGAAGCGGAGCAACAGCUUACGCCGCAAUCAAAACGGGGCCAUCCGGGCGGAGCAGCCGCUGAUUCGGCGCAGCAAGACGUGCCGGGUCAAAGAUCGAACGCAACGCAUCCGGCCGCUUUGCAUGAUCACCGGGUUGAGCAGUCAUCAGAAAACGAUCCUCGCGAAAAGAUGGAACAAAAUGGACAACGCCAGGUUGUACGAGAUGGGAAAAAAAGUCUUCGAGGGUCUCUUCACGGAGAAUCCCUCAUUUCUUCCCUUCAUCGGGUUGUCCGCAGGCGAGAAUUGGCGGAAGUCCAUCGUUUUCCGGCUUCAUGCACAGCGCUUCGUCACUGCGGUCUGCGAGAGCCUGAGGCGGAUGAGGGACACCCAGGCGGCCUGUGAUGUCUUACGGGACUUCGGGGCGCACUACUCGGGUCACAAAAUUCCGAAUGCUUACUUUGAGAAGAUGGCAACGGCCCUAUGCGGGGCUAUCAAGGAAUUCGAGGGUCAGACGACGCUGAUUGAGCCUGAGCAACGCCACCGUUCUCCAUCAGCCGAUCCAUCCUCCUCCUCAGCCACAGAUUCCUCAGCAAUUUCGAAUGGCCAGAAAAUAGAGCCGAAACACGGCUCUUCCCUAUCGACAAUAUCGAAUAAUACAACUCGCGGAGAGAUCAGCGAAAAUAAACCGGCGAAAAGCAGCGGGUUUUCGAGUCGGCACUCCGACUCGUCGAUGUACCGGGUCAAUGGCAGCGGGGCGUUGUGCUCGAAUUCGCUGAGAGGCACUCCCCCGCACAACUCGUCGGAUUCGGAUUCGCCGCCAAUCCGGGGGCCCGCCCCCUCAUUUCUGCCGCCAUUUCCGAAUUCUCUCAAAAAUUUGAAUAAUAUUAAUAACAACAACUGCCCGAUCACCACCGAGGCCUGGCACAUCUUCGCUACGUUUGUCGCCAAUCAGGUGAAGCUGGGCUACGAGCUCGAGAAGGUGCUACAGUACGAGAUGGCCAAAUUGGGCUUAUCCACCCAGCAUACCGUAUCCCCCGGCACCCCGGACCCCUUCAACAAACAUCAUAUUGACGUCGAAUUUUUC